Molecule: messenger RNA, 639 nt
Organism: Penicillium concentricum
Lineage: Eukaryota; Fungi; Ascomycota; Eurotiomycetes; Eurotiales; Aspergillaceae
Exons: 1
Coding region: 1-639 (212 amino acids)
Source: RefSeq, a predicted model, not a curated record
AUGAGGUUUAGCAGCAUGCUGGUCGCCACAAUCUUUAACUUUCUAUCGACUUUCUGCCAACAAAUCAUUGGCUGCUCACUUCCCAUCGAAAUUUCCUCUAUUUUCCCUCAACAAACAGUAAUGCGCGACUCGAGGAUCUUCGCACCAAUAGGCCCUGCUCUAUCGACGACUGAACGGACUGUCUUCGGCCCCCUAGGAUGCGUUGUCUACGGCUACCCCUCCACUGGCGGGGUUCUCAUCAAAGAGGCUGCUGACCUGGUCGACAUGCUGUUCCUAUCAGUCUCCCGCUCCCAUGCAUCACAGCGCUCACCCAGUGUCGACGAAGAAGACCGAUUCUGUUAUCUCAUGCGACGCACUGGUGCGAAGUUCUGGCCGAGUAAGGAGGAGUGGAUCGAAGUGAAGAUGGAAAUGAGGGAUAUCACGGAGGAAGAAGAAAAGGUGAUGAUGUAUGGUUGGCCGACGAAUGGAGUGGGUGUGUGGGUAUUGAGGUAUGGGAGUGCCAGUCAAAUGCCCCGAGAUUUUGGGAGAAUGAGUUUUGCGAUGAAUAUGGAUGAGAGGAUACAGAUUAUGAGAGAGUAUGGCGCUACGUUUGUUGAAGAUGUCACGCAGGUGGAGGAACUUUGUGAUGGCUCGUUUUGA